Molecule: messenger RNA, 5154 nt
Organism: Oncorhynchus nerka (sockeye salmon)
Lineage: Eukaryota; Metazoa; Chordata; Actinopteri; Salmoniformes; Salmonidae
Product: trithorax group protein osa-like
Exons: 9
Coding region: 52-5091 (1679 amino acids)
Source: RefSeq, a predicted model, not a curated record
GACAGACUCUGUGGAAGAAUUGACAAGAAUAACUUAUGUCUAUUUGGAGUGAUGGGGUUCAGUCAAGUGGCUGCAGUGCUGCUGUUGGUCGUGGUGUUUGGCUGUGUUAGUGAUGCUUGGAUCUCCAGAUGGUUUUAUCCAAGAUUGGGGUUUCUGCAUGACGAUGAAGUUUCAGCACAGUUUGACACUCAGAAUCCAGUGCAAGAAGACUCUGUGGGAGAGGACCCUGUGGGACAAGAACCUAGCGAGCCCGUUGUCGUUCCUGUGGGGCAGGAGCCCGGCAUCGAAACUAGCCAGGCUGAAGACCCUGAGAGCUUCCAGUCCAAGCAGACAUUUGAGAACCCUCUGACUUGGCUCUAUCCUACGAUUGAGAAACAUGUGCGCAAUUCUACAGCGUUUCAGCGGCUAAAGCAGGUGGCAGCCAACGGUGUGGUGGCUUGGUGUGGGAAAAGUGUGGUCCAUGUGGAGGUAAAACUUCUGGGGAUUGGCCGGCUCGUCCAGCCAGAGCGUAUCACUCUAGGAGGCUGUGCUGCCAUUGAGGAGGAUGCUGAAGCUCUUGUGCUCACAUUUGAAUCAGAGCUGCAUGGCUGUGGCAGUGAGCUGACGAUGACUGAGGAUGUGCUGAUCUACACCUUCAGUCUUAUCUAUGAGCCAAAACCUCUUGCUAACAUUUCUAUAUUGAACACCAGUAAAGCUAUGGUUGAUAUUGAGUGCCACUACUUGAGGAAUCAUGAAGUAAGCAGCAAUUCCCUGAAGUAUGCUGUAGAACCUAGCAAUCCUGUGGGCCAAGAACCUAGCCAGGUUGUUAUAAAGCCUGUGGUAGAGCCUGUGGGCCGGGACCCUAGCAUGGAGCCUGUGGGCCGGGAACCUAGUGAGCAGCCUGUGUGCCAGGAUCCGGUUGGAAAGACUGUUGGACAGGAACAUGGCAAGCUUUUUGGUGGGCUUUUGGGUCUAAAAACUAGCAAACCUGUGGGCCAGGCAGCUGGAGGGCAGCCUGUGGGCCAGGCAGCUGGAGGGCAGCCUGUGGGCCAGGAACCUAGCCAUCAGUCUGUUGGCAAGCCUGUAGGCCAGGAACCUAGCCAUCAGUCUGUUGGCAAGCCUGUGGGCCAAGAACCUAGUGAGCAUGUUGGAGAGCCUGUGGGCCAAGAACCUAGUGAGCAGCCUGUUGGCGAGCCAUUGGGUAAGGAACAUAGUGAGCGUGUUGGAGAGCAGCCUGUGGGCCAGGAACCAAGUAAGAUUUUGGGUAAUGAACUUAGCGAGCCUGUGGGCCAGGAACCUAGCGAGCAGCCUGUGGGUCAGGAACCUAGCCAGUCCGUGGCCCAAGAGCCUGUGGGCCAUGAACCUGGAGAGCAGCCUUUGAGCCAGGAACCUGUUGGAGAGCAGCCUAUGGGCCAGCCUUUGGGCAAAGAACCAAGUGAGCAUGUUGGAGAGCUUGUGGGCCAUGAACCUGGAGAGCAACCUAUGGGCCAGGAGCCUGUGGGUCAAGAACCUAGUGAGCAUGUUGGGGAGCCUGUGGGCCAGGAACCUAGCGAGCCUGUGGGCCAGCAACCUGUUGGAGAGCAGCCUGUGGGCCAGCAACCUGUUGGAGAGCAGCCUGUGGGCCAGGAACUUAGCCAGCAGCCUGUUGGCGAGCCUUCAGGUCAAGAACCUAGUCAGCACGUUGGAGAGCCUGUUGACCAUGACCCUUUGGGCCAAGAACCUAGCGACCCUGUGGGCCAAGAUCCUAGUAAGCGUGUUGGAGAGCAGUCUGUGGGCCAGGAACCAAAUGAGAUUUUGGGUAAUGAACUUAGCCAGCCUGUGGGCCAGGAACCUAGCCAGCCUUUGGGCCAUGAACCUAGUGAGCAUGUUAGGGAGCCUGUGGGCCAGCAACCUGUUGGAGAGCAGCAUGUGAUCCAAGAGCCUGUGGGCCAUGAACUUGGAGAGCAACCUGUGGGCCAUGAACUUGGAGAGCAACCUGUGGGCCAUGAACUUGGAGAGCAACCUGUGGGCCAUGAACUUGGAGAGCAACUUGUGGGCCAUGAACCUGGAGAGCAACCUGUGGGCCAUGAACCUGGAGAGCAGCCUGUGGGUCAUGAGCCUGUGGGUCAUGAGCCUGUGGGUCAAGAACGUAGUGAGCCUUUGGGCCAGCAACCUAUUGGAGAGCAGCCUGUGGGCCAGGAACUUAGCCAGCAGCCUGUUGGCGAGCCUGUGGGCCAAGAACCUAGUGAGCCUGUGGGCCAAGAACCCUGUGAGCCUGUGGGCCAGCAGCCUGUUGGCGAGCCUGUGGGCCAAGAACCUAGUGAGCAGCCUGUUGGUGAGCCUGUGGGUCAGGAACCUGGUGACUCUGUGGGCCAGGAACCUAGCAAGCAGACUUUUGGUCAGGAACCUAGUGAGCCUUUGGGCCAAGAAUCUAGUGAGAAUCUUGAAGAGCUUGUGGGCCAGGAACCAAGUGAGAUUUUGGGUAAUGAACUUAGGUUCCUGGGCCACAGGCUCACUAUCAAGCAGCCUGUCGGCCAGCAACCUGUUGGAGUGCAGCCUGUGGGCCAGGAACUUAGCCAGCAACCUGUUGGCGAGCCUUUGGGCCAAGAAUCUAGUGAGCAUGUUGGAGAGCCUGUGGGCCAAGAUCCUAGUGAGCCUGUGGGCCAGCAUCCUGUUGGAGAGCAGCCCGUGGGCCGUGACCCUGUGGGUCAGGAACCUAGUGAGCCUGUCGGAGAGCAGCCUGUGGGCCAGGAACUUAGGCAGCAGCCUUUUGGCGAGCCUAUGGGCAAAGAUCCUAGUGAGCAUGUUGGAGAGCAGUCUGUGGGCCAAGAACCUAGUGAGCAGCCUGUUGGCGAGCCAUUGGGUAAGGAACCUAGUGAGCAUGUUGGAGAGCAGCCUGUGGGCCAGGAACCAAGUAAGAUUUUGGGUAAUGAACUUAGCGAGCCUGUGGGCCAGGAACCUAGCGAGCAGCCUGUGGGUCAGGAACCUAGCCAGUCUGUGGCCCAAGAGUCUGUGGGCUAUGAACCUGGAGAGCAGCCUUUGAGCCAGCCUUUGGGGCAAGAACCAAGUGAGCAUGUUGGAGAGCCUGUGGGCCAGCAACCUGUUGGAGAGCAGCCUGUGGGCCAGCAACCUGUUGGAGAGCAGCCUGUGGUCCAAGAGUCUGUGGGCCAUGAACCUGGCGAGCCUUUAGGCCAAGAACCUAGUGAGCAUGUUGGAGAGCCUGUGGGCCAAGAUCCUAGUGAGCCCGUGGGCCGUGACCCUGUCGGUCAGGAACCUAGUGAGCCUGUGGGAGAGCAGCCUGUGGGCCAGGAACUUAGGCAGCAGCCUGUUGGCGAGUCUUUGGGCCAAGAACCUAGUGAGCAUGUUGGCAAACUUGUGGGCCAGGAACCACGUGAGCCUGUGGGCCAGCAACCUGUUGGAGAGCAGCCUGUGGUCCAAGAGUCUGUGGGCCAUGAUCCUGGAGAGCAACCUAUGGGCCAUGAGCCUGUGGGUCAAGAACCUAGUGAGCCUUUGGGCCAGCAACCUGUUGAAGAGCAGCCUGUGGGCCAGGAACUUAGCCAGCAGCCUGUUGGCGAUCCUUUGGUCCAGGAACCUAGCAAUCCUUUAGGCCAAGAGUCUAGUGAGCAUGGCGGAGAGCCUGUGGGCCAAGAUCCUAGUGAGCCUGUGGGCCAGCAUCCUGUUGGAGAGCAGCUUGUGGGCCAUGGCCAUGUGGGUCAAGAACGUAGUGAAGAUGUGGGCCAAGAACCUAGUGAGCAGCCUGUUGUCGAGCCUUUGGGUCAGGAAUCUAGCGAGCCUUUGGGCCAAGAACCUAGUGAGAUUUUGGUUAAUGAACUUAGCGAGCCUGUGGGCCAGGAACCUAGCGAGCCUGUGGGCCAAGAACCUAGUGAGCCUGUUGGAGCACAGCCUGUGGGCCAGCAACCUGUUGGAGAGCAGCCUGUGGGCCAUGAACCUGGCAGGCAGCUUGUGGGCCAGCAACCUUUUGGAGAGCAGCCUGUGGGCCAGGAACCUAGAGGAGAGUCUGUGGGCCAGGAACCUGUUGGUGUGUCUUUGGGCCAGAAACCUAACCAGGAUGAAGACCUUGAGCGCUCCCAGUCCAAUCAGACAUCUGAGAACCCUUUGACUUGGAGCUAUCCUGAAGUUGCAAAGCCUGAGCACAGGCCUACUGUGUCUGAGCGGCUGAAGCUGGUGGCGGCCAACAGUGUGUCGACUCAGUGUGGGGAGAGUGUGGUCCGGGUGCAGGUGAACCAGGACCUGCUGGGGAUUGGCCGGCUCAUACAGCCAGAGCGUAUCACUCUAGGAGGUUGUGCUGCCACUGAGGAGGACGCUGAAGCUCAUGUGAUCACCUUUGAAUCAGAGCUGCAUGGCUGUGGCAGUCAGCUGACGAUGACUGAGGAUGUGCUGAUCUACACCUUCACGCUUGUCUAUGAGCCAAAACCUUUUGCUAACACUUCUAUAGUGAAGACCAGUGCAGCUAUGGUUGAUAUUGAGUGCCACUACUUGAGGAAUCACGAUGUGAGCAGCAAUGUCCUGAAGCCAACCUGGAUCCCCAACAUUUCCAACAUGGUGGCAGAGGAACUCCUCUACUUCUCCCUGAGGUUAAUGACUGCUGACUGGCAGUUUGAGAGGCCCUCCAACCAUUACUAUCUUGGUGACAUCAUCAACAUGGAAGCCUCGGUCAUGCCGUACCACCACGUUCCCCUCCGUGUCUUUGUGGACCGCUGUGUCGCCACCUUGGCGCCUGAUGUCCACACUGUCCCUAGAUAUUCUUUCAUUGAGGACCAUGGGUGUCUGGUUGAUGCCAAGUUGACCGGCUCCAGCUCCCAGUUCCUGUCCAGAUCCCAGGAUGACAAGAUCCAGUUUCAGCUGGAGUCCUUCAGGUUCCAACCACAGAUUGAUUCCCAACAGCUCUACAUAACAUGUCAUCUGAAAGCAUCUGCAGCCUCUUCCCCCAUUGAUGCUGAGAACAAGGCCUGCUCUUUCACAGAUGGCUGGAAGGCUGCUGGUGGGGAUGACCUGGUUUGUGGCUGCUGUGACUCCAGCUGUGCUGUGAGCAGGGCUAGAGAUCUGGACAGUGAUUUAGAUAUGCAGAAGGAAGGUGAAGUUACCUUGGGCCCUAUCAUGGUCCAAGAGUAAUAUUACAAGAAUCUUGCCUAUUUUUAACUUUUUGAGGAGAAUAAAUCUAUGUUACAAUGUUCA